AUGCGUUUCUUAACAGUUCUCCUCACUCCCUACCUUCUUGGAAUUGCUAUCGCGGCUCCUGUCUUGGAAGAAAACAAUGUACUCCUAGACCGUUCAGUAUCUCAGAAGCGACAAACAACCCUUGUUAUUCAUGGGCAAUGA
This is a messenger RNA of Plenodomus lingam JN3, 141 nucleotides long. Lineage: Eukaryota; Fungi; Ascomycota; Dothideomycetes; Pleosporales; Leptosphaeriaceae. The record is from RefSeq and is a predicted model, not a curated record.